Molecule: messenger RNA, 1552 nt
Organism: Thermothelomyces thermophilus ATCC 42464
Lineage: Eukaryota; Fungi; Ascomycota; Sordariomycetes; Sordariales; Chaetomiaceae
Exons: 2
Coding region: 163-1365 (400 amino acids)
Source: RefSeq, a predicted model, not a curated record
UCUAGCCUCGCUGCUUCGCUUCUCAAACAUCCCCCUUCGGCGCCAUAUCCAACCUUCCCCCGUUGCUGCUGCCGGCCGCCGCGUACUGUCAAUUUCGCGGCCGUCGCUGGCCUCGCUGUCAAAACAAGAACCUUUCCGCGGCUUAAACGCCAGAGGUUCAGAAUGUCGAACAAUACGACCGGCGGGGAGGACGACCUCCCAACGCCCACGGACACGUCGCCAAGUCCUACCGAUACCACAGAUGAACCUCAAAAUCCUCAAGGCCCUACAAGUACUCCGACGGACUCUCCGGAUGACCCUACGCCAACUCCACCAACGACAUCGACAACGACAACGACAACAACACGACCUACGACGUCCUCCCCACCGGCAACUACCACCGACCGUCCCCAGCCGACGUCCACCUCUUCGAGCGAUGAAGGCGAACCACCAGCCGAGACCACCAGCAGUAGCAGCGAUAACCCAAUCCCGACAAGCUCUUCGGUCCCGAAUAAUCCAGGACCAUCAACGAGUACACAAACACGAUAUACGACAGUCACUACGGGCCUGCCCCCGACAAGCCAAACCAGCUCGUCGUCGACACCGUCGCCCACGUCAACUUCCGGCUCCGCCAUUGAACCCAGUGAUACGCCAAGCUCGGGGCUGAGCAACAGCGCGACGAUCGCGGUUGCCGUCGUCGUUCCUGUCGUCGCCGUGGCUCUCCUGUCUCUGCUGGGCAUUUUCCUGUGGCGAAAGAGGAAGCAGCGCAGGGAUGCCGAGGAGCAGAGACGUAAGGAGGUCGAGGACUAUGGAUACAACCCCAAUGCCGACCCCACGAUCCCCGCGGUUGCAGGCUCCGCCUACGAGAUGAGGGAGGACGACUCGGCUGGCUACCGCGGGUGGGGCAGCACGGCCGCGGCCGGUUCGACUGGGAGGAAAGCGUCGACGACCAUGUCGGGCGGCGCCGGCGCUUCCUACUCUGGCGCUACUUCGCCGACGAGAGCCGACGCACGGUCUGGCGAGCCGCUCAUGGGUGAUGCCCCGCCCUCCCCGGAGGGGGAGAUCCUCGGGGCCAUGGGACCGUCGGCUGCAAAUAACCGCUCUGACGUGCGCCGCGGCCCCUCGAACGCCUCGUCAUCGUACAGCGCUGCCGGCCAAUCAGACGGCUCCGGUGAGGGUCCGAUCGGUGUCGCCUACGGCGGCAGCAACCCGUACUAUGACCAGUAUGGCGCGGGCAACCCGUACGUGGACAACGGUUACGGCGGACAGCCUGUCGAGGCAGGCGGGUCGCCGGUCAUCCGGGAUGUGCCGGCUAGGAGAAACACGCGGAUCGAGAGCUCUUCUCAUUAUCCGCAGCCGACUGCCGGCAUCGCCCAAAACUUCUAAUACCCUACUACCGUUGGAAACAAUUUCAAACUUUUUUUUUUUGCGAUACGCUUUGAUUAGACGAUACCUCUGCGACAUCGGCCUGCACUGCUAUUUCCUUGCUUCUUCAUACAAAGCUUCUUCGCCACCAAUAUGGGCCAUUCAGUCAUUUGUGUCUUAUUCUCCUUUGCUCUCCCCGGCAUUCAUG